Messenger RNA from Annulohypoxylon truncatum, 3972 nucleotides. RefSeq lists its product as uncharacterized. The transcript has 4 exons. Gene Ontology annotation, molecular function: GTPase activity; translation initiation factor activity; GTP binding. Lineage: Eukaryota; Fungi; Ascomycota; Sordariomycetes; Xylariales; Hypoxylaceae. The coding region runs from base 116 to 3340 and encodes 1074 amino acids. The record is from RefSeq and is a predicted model, not a curated record.
CGAAAAUUUAAUAGCAAAUCUGCUUACUUAAGCAACUUAACCAAAAUAUUCCUGCUCGUCUCAAAGGUUACUUUACUACAAAUACUAUUUCUUUCACAUCCACAUCACUACCAAGAUGCCGCCUAAGAAGAAGGGAAACAAGAAGGCGGCCGAUGAUUGGGAGGCAGAGUUAGGCGAGUCGGUCGCACCCACAAAUGGAGACGCCGACGCCAAUGCUGCCGCUGCUGGAGCGCCGGAGGAGAACAAUGAGGAGGAGGAAGCGCCGGUCGGUGGUCUAAUGGCCAUGAUGAAGAAGAACCGAGAAAAGAGAAAGAAGAAGGGCUUGUCUGAGAACUUCGUUGAUGGCGAAAACGCCCCCGGCGCCGAACCCACACCCGCUCCCGCGGUCAAAGCACCUGAAGAAGCAACCAUGGACGACGAGUUCGCACUACCAGAGAAGAAGGGGAAAGGUGGAAAGCAGAACAAGCAACAACAGGCCAAGCCCGCAUCGGCUGAUGUAGGCGACGAAGAGACAGGAGAGGGCGGAAGAAUAUUGACUAAAGCCGAGAAAGAGAAGUUGAAAAAGGAGAGAGAGAAGGCAAGAAAAAGAGAACAGGCUGCCAAGAAAAAGACUACAACGCCUGCCCCUGCCCCUGCCCCCAAGGCCGCUGAGCCCGCGAAACAAGUCGUAGAAGAGAAAAAGGAGACUCCUGCGCCAGCGGUGGAGGCUGGAGGCAAGAAGGGAAAGAAGCUACCCCCUCAUCUCCUGGCUCUCCAGAAACAGCAAGAGGAGUUGAAACGGCAACGAGAGGAGGCCGAGCGUAAUGCCAUCGAAGAGAAAGCUCGACUAGAGGAGCUAGAACGCCAGGAAUCCGAAGCGGCUAAACGAAGAGAGGAAGAAAAGGCCCGCAAGAAGCAAAAAGAAAAGGAGAGGAUCGAACAACUUAAGAAAGAAGGCAAGUUCCUUACUAAGGCGCAAAAGGAGGAGAAAGCCCGCAAUGAGAGAAAGCUUCAGCAAAUGCUUGCUGCCGGUAUCAAGGUUGGCCCUUCUGAAGAUGCUGGCGAGGGUAAGAAGAAGGUUGUAUACGACAGCAAGAAGCGCGGUAAAAAGGCAGACCAGAAGGUCGACGAAGAAAAAGCCUUGGCCGAAGCGGCCGAGAGGGCGAGACAACAAGCAGAAGAGGCGGCUAAGAAAGCUGAAGAGAAGGCUGCCAAAGCUGCUGCUAAAGCCGAAGCUGCUGCUAAAGCUGCCAAAGCGAAAGAGGCAGAAGAGAGCGAUGUUGAAGAUGAUUGGGAGGCUGCUGCUGACAAUGUUAAGGAUAGCUGGGACGCUGAAUCGGGCGAAGAAGGUGAGGCAUCCGCUAAAGAAAAGGCCGCAAAACCCGGACCAGCUAAAGGUCUACCGUCAAGACCCAAGCCUGAAUCCGACGAAUCUGAAUCAGAGGAGGAAUCCUCCGAGGACGAAGAACGAACAGCAGCGCAGGCGGCAGAAGCUCAACGAAAGAAGGAAGCUGCCGAGCGACGCGAGAAGGCUCACCAAGCCGCCCUGGCUGCUAGAUCGAAGGACAAUCUCCGUUCGCCAAUCUGCUGUAUCUUGGGACACGUCGAUACGGGUAAGACGAAACUGUUGGACAAGAUUAGACAGACCAACGUCCAGGAAGGCGAAGCUGGUGGUAUCACGCAACAGAUUGGUGCAACUUAUUUCCCUGUCGACGCUAUCAAGCAGAAGACUGCUGUUGUUAAUCCAAACGGACAGUUCGAGUUCAAGGUUCCAGGUCUCUUAAUCAUCGAUACGCCCGGUCACGAGUCUUUCUCCAACCUCCGAUCGAGAGGUUCGUCGCUCUGCAACAUCGCCAUCUUGGUUGUUGAUAUCAUGCAUGGUCUCGAGCCCCAAACCCUCGAGUCGAUGAAAUUACUUCGAGACCGAAAGACACCUUUCAUCGUCGCUCUCAACAAGAUAGAUCGACUCUACGGCUGGAAGAAGGUUGAUAACAACGGUUUCCAGGAGAGCUUGGCUCUUCAGAGCAAGGGUGUCCAGAAUGAGUUCAGGAAUCGACUAGAGCAGACUAAACUCGCAUUUGCCGAACAAGGAUUUAAUGCUGAGCUUUAUUAUGAAAACAAGUCGAUGACUAGAUAUGUUUCGCUGGUGCCAACUUCGGCCCACACCGGCGAGGGUAUUCCCGAUAUGCUGAAACUCAUCGUUCAACUAACGCAAGAGAGAAUGGCGGGAUCCCUGAUGUAUCUUUCCGAGGUUCAGGCAACCGUCCUUGAAGUCAAGGCUAUCGAAGGUUUCGGUAUGACCAUCGAUGUUAUUCUAUCUAACGGUAUCCUGAGAGAAGGCGACCGAAUAGUAGUAUGUGGUGUGGAGGGUGCUAUUACCACCAACAUCCGUGCGCUUUUAACGCCAGCUACUAUGAAAGAACUGCGUGUAAAGUCUCAAUACGUACACAACAAGGAAGUAAAGGCCGCCAUGGGUGUCAAGAUCAGCGCACCUGGCCUUGAAGGUGCCAUUGCUGGGUCUCGAUUGCUCGUGGUUGGUCCCGACGAUGACGAAGAGGAUCUCGAGGAGGAAGUCGAGUCAGAUCUCAACAAGCUCUUCAGCCGCGUUGCCACGACAGGACGUGGUGUCAGUGUGCAAGCUUCGACAUUAGGUUCCCUUGAAGCUUUGCUUGAUUUCUUGAAGGAUUGCAAGAUCCCUGUGGCAAAUGUUGGAAUCGGCCCCGUGUUCAAGCGAGAUGUUGUCCAAUGCGCGACUAUGCUCGAGAAAAGCCCCGACUACGCAGUCAUGCUCUGUUUUGAUGUCAAGAUUGACAAGGAAGCACAAGCACACGCUGAAGAGAAUGGUAUUAAGAUUUUCACCGCUGAUAUUAUCUAUCACCUUUUCGAUGCGUUUACGAAGCACAUGGAAGAGCAGCUGGAGAAGAAGAAGGAAGAAUCCAAGAUGCUGGCAGUCUUCCCUUGUAUUCUCCACACCGUUGCUGUCUUCAAUAAGACAGGCCCCAUCGUUGUAGGUGUUGAUGUAGUUGACGGCAACCUAAGAGUGAACACUCCGAUUGCGGCUGUUAAAUCAAAUCCUACAACCGGUGUGAAGGAGAUCAUCCAACUAGGCAGAGUGACAUCAAUCGAGCGAGAUCACAAGCAGAUCCCGAUUUGUAAGAAGGGUCAACCUUCGGUGGCUAUCAAAGUUGAAAUGGGCGGCCAUCAGCCUACUUACGGGCGACAACUCGAAGAAAAGGAUGUGCUCUAUAGUUUGAUCUCUAGGGCUAGCAUCGACACGCUGAAGGAAUUCUACCGAAAAGAAGUGUCGAACGACGAGUGGCAACUCAUCAUAAAGCUCAAGCCGUUAUUCGAUAUCAACUAAAAGAGAAUGGGCUAAAUAGCAUGGUUGAUGGCGGUAAAGCAUCGGAUCGGCUUUUGUAUUUAAUGAGACUGGCUGCUGCCCAUGGGUAUGAUCAUUAUUUUCCUUUUCCUGCCUGUACUUUCGCAACGCUGAUACGUAGGGGAGUGGCUACAAAAAUGGAUUUGGAACUUAGCAGGCUCGUCUUUUCAAUUUUGCAUUCCAGAAUACUUACUUACAAAGGUAAGUAAGUACCCAGGUAGGUAAGUGACAAAUGAUGAUGCGCCACUCUUGCUUUCUCUAAGAGUUGAGAUUUCGCAGGCGCUUUAGGUACAGAAUUGAACCAAGCUAAGUCCUAUUGAAUUGAAUUUUGAUGUUUUAUUUAUGGUGCUGUGAACAUCAUAGAGUUUUGGUCGAAUUCCGUAUAAUACGACUUGGCUGACUAAGCAUCGAGAAAAGGGGGUGGCUUGAUAGGUACAUUCAUUUGAGUCUCCUUAAAGCUUGCAGAGAUUGGACUUAUAUACCAUCAUUUACAUGAUAAUAUACAUAUAUAUUUAAAGAUUUACAUAGUCUGGAAUCGGGAAGAAUGAUAUGUACACUAUUUCAGACCAGACGAAUUUCUUCUUCAGGACCGGAGACUACCCACGGUAGGAGCU